Molecule: messenger RNA, 4241 nt
Organism: Anolis carolinensis (green anole)
Lineage: Eukaryota; Metazoa; Chordata; Lepidosauria; Squamata; Anolidae
Product: protein zyg-11 homolog B
Exons: 14
Coding region: 122-2413 (763 amino acids)
Cellular component (GO): Cul2-RING ubiquitin ligase complex
Source: RefSeq, a predicted model, not a curated record
CCACUUCCUCUUCCAUGAAGGAGACCGAGCCGCGCUGUUUCUUUCUCAGUCCGUGCUGCCCCGCUUCCGGUUAUGCCUGCUCCCUUUCCGCUUGGGCUGCGUUUGAGGCCGGUCCUCGGCCAUGGUGCGGUUCCUGCAUAUCCAGAACCGGCAGCGAGCGCCGCUGACCUUCUGCGGGGAGUGCCCUUCCGUGCAGGCCGAAGCAUCACCAUAUUCUCUAGUUGACAUCUGCUUGAAUGCCUUAGUGGCCGAUUUAGAAAAAUUCUGUGUAGAAAGGCCAGAUGGGUCAUUGUGCCUCAAAGAAUCUGAACGGCUUCCUCAAGAAGUAGCUGAUCGAUUGCUGCAGAUAAUGGCAUAUCGAGAGCUGCUUAAUGAUGGCACAGUGGGCAUUUUCCGGGGAAACCAAAUGCGUUUGAAGCAGGCUUGUAUCCGUAAAGCGAAAAUCUCAGCCCAGUCCUUUAAGAAGGCCUUCUGUCAUCAUAAACUAAUUGAACUUGACGCUGCAGGAAUGAAUGCUGCUGUUACUGUUAGGGAUGUGGUGCAUGGACUGGGCAGCAGUACCUGGAUCCAGAACAACCUCCAGUGCCUUGUUUUAGACUCAUUAACUCUUUCCUCUACAAAUCCGUCUGAAAGGUGUUUUAGUCAAUUAUGUGGUCUUCGCUCUCUGAGCAUUACAAAUGUCCUUUUCCACAAUGAAGAUCUAGCUGAAGUUGCUUCUCUGCCAAAAUUAGAAAGCUUAGAUAUAUCCAACACUUCUGUUACGAAUAUAACUGCCCUCCUUGCUUGCAAGAAUCAACUGAAGUCUCUAACUAUGCAUAGUCUGAAAUGUUUGAAAAUGUCUGCCCUAAUGUUCUUAGCUGUAAUAAGAGAAUUGGAACAUCUGAUCCAUCUUGAUAUCUCAGUUGAACAGCAUUCCACAUCAACCAUUCCCCGUCGUUUGCUAGAACAAAAAGACAUUCUUCCCAGUCUUGUGUCUCUCGAUAUUUCUGGAAGUAGGAACAUUACUGAUGAGGCUGUGGAAGCAUUUGUCAGACAGCAUCCAAGAAUGCGUUUUGUCGGGUUGCUAGGAACUGAAGCUGGAUACACGGAGUUCCUUUCAGGAGAGGGAGCCUUGAAGGUAUCGGGAGGAGAAAAUGAAAUGCAGAUUUCAGAAGCCUUGAAACGCUACAGUGAAAGAGCAUGUUUUGUGAAGGAGGCUUUCUUUCAUCUUUUUACUCAGACAUGUUUUCUGAGAAUUACAAAACCUGAAAUUUUAAAGCUUGUGAUUAUUGGAAUGAGAAACCACCCUUUGGACUUGGCAGUACAGUUGACUGCGAGUGCCUGUGCCCUCAACUUAACUAGACAAGGCUUAGCAGCAGAAAUGCCUGUUCGUCUGCUCUCCAAUGUAAUCCAGUUGCUGCUAAAAGCUAUGGAAACAUUUCCUGAACAGCAGCAGAUCCAGAAAAACUGUCUUCUUUCAUUAUCCAAUGUCAGGAUUUUGCAAGAUGUUCCAUUUAACAGUUUUGCAGCUGCCAAAUUUGUUGUUCAGUGGUUGUGUAACCAAGAAAAUCAACAUAUACAAAGGAUUGCAGUUAAUAUUAUCUCUAUCCUGGCACUUAAGCUUUCUGAUGAACAAGCAGCACAACUUACGUCAGAGUUUUACAUUGUGGUUGGGAAACUUCUUGAAAUAAUUGAACAGAAAACCAAUCAGAUUGAAUUGGAUACAACUUUCCAUUUUACGCUGAGUGCCCUUUGGAAUCUCACAGAUGAAUCUCCAACAACCUGCCGUCACUUCAUUGACAACAAAGGAUUAGAACUUUUCGUGAGAGUUUUAGAGACAUUUUCUUCUGAUUCUUGUAUACAGCACAAAGUCCUUGGCCUUCUGAAUAAUGUAGCAGAAGUGAGAGAGCUACAUCCCAGGUUAAUGCAGAAGGACUUCAUGGAUCAUGUCAAUGAAUUGCUGAGCAGUGCUGAAAUGGAAGUUGGUUACUUCUCAGCUGGGAUUAUUGCCAAUUUGCUAUCAAGAGGUGAACAAGCCUGGACAUUGAGUCAGACAUUGAGAAGAUCCCUUAUUGAAAAACUGCAUUCAGUCCUCUUGAAGUGGCCAACACCAGAAUGCAAGAUGGUAGCACUUCCAGCAUAUAGAUCACUCAGAGCUUUCUACCCAUUGCUAGACUGCUUUGCUUUACCUGGUGUACAGAUAUGGGCAGCAUGGGCCAUCCUGCACAUUUGUUGCAAAACCCCUGCCAGGUACUGUGCCAUGUUAAUAGAAGAAAAUGGACUACAGCAUUUAUAUAACAUCAAAGAAAACUAUCAAAGCGAUCCAGAUGUCCAGUAUCUAACAACUGAGAUACUAACUUAUGUGAACACUCACAUGAAAUAUUAUGGGAAGUUUAAACACCGAAAGGAGCUGCAAACCAAAUCAAAUGGAUAACAGAGGGCACAGCUGAACCUUCAUCCUGUACUGUUCGCAAUGUGUGCUGGCGAUUUAUACCAGUCAUUUCUGACCCAGAUGGCCCUUCUUGUAAGAUGUGAAGAUGCUUGUAUGCUGCACACAUCUCGAAGUUUACAAGGUGCUUCAAUUUGUAACUUCCAUUUUAAGAGGGGAAAUAAGGUCUGUCCCUAAACGAAACUACUCAGUAGUUUUGUAGGAUGAACUAAGUCUGUCAUUUACAAACAGUCAGUUUCAUAGUGGCAGUCUCGAAGACAAGAACAUCACAAAGCUUUAAAACUGUUUAUUCUCCUGCAGGUAAUGCCCAAAAUGGCAAAUUCAGGUCCUCUUCCAUCAUUACCUAUGUUCUAUCAACAGCUGAAUAAACAGUAAUGUUUUAUUAUUGUUGAGCAGAAUAAACAUUGGUAUAGUCUUACUGGUUUGAGAUGUAAUUCCUCUUCCAAAAGUUUCAAGAAGCUUGAGAAGAGUUCUGAAAAUACUAGGCACAGGAAGACUAGUUUCAGUUAAUAUAUGUUGGAUGAGUCUAUUGGAGACUGUUAGGCCAGGUAGACGUUUUCAUGAACUGGUCAUGCAACACUUCUAAACGUGCAUGGUCAAAGAAGGGAGAUUUUUGGCUGCUAGUCAGUUGUGUAUUAUAUCACCAAGUCUAGCAUAAUUGCAUUGUUUUGAGAGUUGUAUAUCAACUAUUUUUGUAUAAGGUCAGGAAUGGGAUCAUUCAAAGUGCUCUUUCAGUUUUUGUAUCAAAAUUAAAAGGCAUGUCAAUUGAUGGCACAUAUAGCUGCACGUUUUUAUCAAGCUAGCUAGUAAGAGUGAAGCGGAAGCUUCACCAAGGUCACCAUAGUAUUAUCAAUAGAAUACUAAGGCUAUAGAACAGACUUACUUCACUCUAGCUGUCAUUUUUCAUUGAUAAUGUAGAUGAAGUAUGAACGCAGUGAAGGUAUUGUGAGGUAUAAGUGAGGCUUGGAUUAGUGAGACUCUACUGUACAUACAUAUACAUAUACAUACACACACACACACAUUAAUCUUAUAAAAGCAUUUUUCCCUGAAAUAUUUGUUAAACCCUCCUACAGAUAUAUAGGCAUUUCCUCCUGCAAGCCUUUGCAAUCCCUAUGUACCUAUAUAUCUGAACCUAUCUGUCCAUAUACAUUAAUUUUAUAUAUUUUCCCCUGAUAUAUUUGCUGGUGAUCUCAAAGAAAAUCGCAAUGCGUCUUCCCUUCUUCAUUUGCUUCCCAUACCUCAAAGAUCAUUCGCUGCAGUCCAAAACAAAAUGUGGAUCCAAAUGGGUUUGUAUUGUUUGGAGAGGAUGACCUGGAAAACAAAACAAAACAAAACAAAACAAAGACUUAGAGAUUCUAAAGAAAACCAGUGAGAAAGUGAGAAACUAUAUGUUGUGUUAUAUUGAGAUGGGUGAGAAACGUCCCAGACCCACUCCAGGGAAACAGCUAUUCUAGAGGAGAUUCGGUUAUGAGAAGUACAUUCUCCACAUUUUUGUUAACUUGUGGAGAAGAAAGCAUGGGUGAUUGUAAAAGAUCUAUGUUUCCAUAAAAUGGUUUAAAUUGUUUAAAUUAAAUUUAAAUUCUGCAAACCACUUCAUAGAAAAUUAGAAUAGUUGGCCCUGAAGCAGAUAGAUUGUACUAUCUAGUUGGGACUUCACUUAUUAUUAGAAGGGGAAAUGCCUACCUUUGGCAGGUAUUUUGCUUCUUUCUUUGCUCCAGACUGUUGGUACCAUAGCCUUGAUAUUUGCCUUCUUAAAAAUUGACCAGUGUCAGCGGACAUGCCAUAUUGUUUGAAAUAAAUCAUACAAACAAUA